Messenger RNA from Hibiscus syriacus, 858 nucleotides. RefSeq names its product heparanase-like protein 3. The transcript is spliced from 5 exons. Lineage: Eukaryota; Viridiplantae; Streptophyta; Magnoliopsida; Malvales; Malvaceae. Gene Ontology annotation, cellular component: membrane; plant-type cell wall. The coding region runs from base 1 to 858 and encodes 285 amino acids. Gene Ontology annotation, molecular function: beta-glucuronidase activity. The record is from RefSeq and is a predicted model, not a curated record.
AUGGGUUCUUUUUGUUUCUGGGUUUGUUUUGUUGUUUUGAGUUUUGCUAGUUCACAAGUUGCUAACGCAACUGUUGAAGGAACUGUUUUUAUUGAAGGGAAAGCUGCCAUUGGUAGAAUAGAUGAAGAUUUCAUUUGUGCUACUUUGGAUUGGUGGCCUCCUGAGAAGUGUGAUUAUGGUACAUGCAGUUGGGGUCUUGCUGGUCUUCUCAAUAUGGAUUUUAGUAAUAAAAUGUUCUUGAAUGCCGUAAGAGGUUUUUCACCAUUGAAGAUUAGAUUGGGCGGCUCAUUACAAGACAAAGUCAUAUACGGCACAAAUGACAAUCAACAACCCUGCACUCCGUUUGUCAAGGACACAUCUGAGAUGUUUGGUUUUACACAAGGAUGUUUGCCUAUGGAUAGAUGGGAUGAACUCAAUUCCUUCUUUCAAAAAUCAGGGGCUAAGGUUAUUUUUGGAUUAAAUGCUCUUGCUGGUCGAACUAUACAAUCUAACGGUGAAGCCCUUGGUGCUUGGAACUACACCAAUGCCGAAUCUUUUAUUCGUUACACUGUCGAAAAGAACCAUACCAUUCAUGGUUGGGAGUUAGGAAAUGAAUUGUCUGGGAGCGGGGUUGGAACUCGGGUCUCGGCAGACCAGUAUGCAGCUGACACUGCUGCUCUUCAAAGCGUAGUGGAAAAUGUAUACAAGAAUGUCGAUUUGAAGCCGUUGAUUAUUGCACCCGGUGGGUUCUAUGACUCGGAAUGGUUCAAAGAAUACAUAAAUAAGACAAUCAAAUCCGUAGAUGUUGUCACUCACCACAUAUACAAUCUUGGACCAGGUAUGAUCCACCUUGUACAAUCCAGUAUUUGGAUCAUCUAG